AUGUCAAUUGAAGAAUAUGAUCCAUUACUAAUUAAAAAUGAAAUAUUAGAAGAACCACAACCAAUGGCAGUUCAAACAAUUCAAGAAAAUGAUUCAUUUUUAACAAAAAAUAAAGAGCAAAGACUAUCAGGAAUUACAGAUACAUUGGUGGAAAGAGUAAAUUUUCCAAUUGAAGAGUUCGAUCCAUUGUUAGUAAAAAAUGAAAAUGUUGAAACUGAACAAUUACCACAAACAGAAUCAGGAAAUAUAAUUGAAAUUUUAGAAGAAAUGACACCAAAAGAUGCUCAAACAAUUCGAGUAAAUAGUCCGGUAAUAAACAAUAAAGAGCAAAGACUAUCAGGAAUUACAGAUACAUUGGUGACACCAAAAGAUCUUCAAACAAUUCGAGUAAACAGCCCGGUAAUAAACAAUAAAGAGCAAAGACCAUCAGAAAUUACAGAUACAUUGGUGGAAAGAGUAAAUUUUUCAAUUGAAGAGUUCGACCCAUUGUUACUAAAAACUGAAAAUGUUGAAACUAGUGAACAAUUACCACAAACAGAAUCAGGAAAUAUAAUUGAAAUUUUAGAAGAAAUGACACCAAAAGAUCUUCAAACAAUUCGAGUAAAUAGCCCGGUAAUAAACAAUAAAGAGCAAAGACCAUCAGGAAUUACAGAUACAUUGGUGGAAAUUAGAGUCAAUUUUCCAAUUGAAGAGUUCGAUCCAUUGUUACUAAAAAAUGAAAGUAAUGAAACAGAACAAUUACCACGAACAGAAUCGGGAAAUAUAAUUGAAAUUUUAGAAGAAAUGACACCAAAAGAUCUUCAAACAAUUCGAGUAAAUAGCUCGAUAAUAAACAAUAAAGAGCAAAGACCAUCAAGAAUUACAGAUACAUUGGUGACACCAAAAGAUCUUCAAAAAAUUCGAGUAAACAGCCCGGUAAUAAACAAUAAAGAGCAAAGACCAUCAGGAAUUACAGAUACAUUGGUGACACCAAAAGAUCUUCAAACAAUUGGAGAAUUUAUUUUAAGAAAUGAAUUAGCUGAACAUAAAAAACUUGAUCAUACUGAAGAAGAAAAACUUUUUGCAUGCGAUCUUUGUGAUAAGAAAUAUAGAAAAAACAUAUCACUUGUUAUGCAUAAACGACUGCAUAAUGGAGAACAACCUUUUGCAUGCGAUCUCUGUGAUGAGAAAUUUACAGAUAAAAAUGCACUUGUUGUUCAUAAACAAGUUCACGGUGAACCAAUUUUUGAAUGCGAUAUUUGUGAAAACAAAUUUAGUAAAAAAAUAGAACUUGUUGAUCAUAAACGAAGUCAUGAAGAGAAAAUUUUUGCAUGUGAUCUUUGUGAUAAAAAAUAUGCACAAAAUGCUCAACUUAUUGUUCACAAACAAACGCAUACUGGAGAAAAACCAGUUGCAUGCGAUCUUUGUGAUAAGAAAUUUAGUAAAAAAGUAGAACUUGUUGAUCAUAAAGGACUUCAUAUUGGAGAACAACCUUUUGCAUGCGAUCUCUGUGAUGAGAAAUUUACUCAUAAAGUUGCAUUUGUUGUUCAUAAACAAGUUCACGGUGAACCAAUUUUUGAAUGCGAUAUUUGUGAAAACAAAUUUAGUAAAAAAAUAGAACUUGUUGAUCAUAAACGAAGUCAUGAAGAGAAAAUUUUUGUAUGUGAUCUUUGUGAUCAAAAAUAUGCACAAAAUGCUCAACUUAUUGUUCAUAAACGCACGCAUACUGGAGAAAAACCAUUUGCAUGCGAUAUUUGUGAAAAAAAAUUUAGUAAAAAAAUAGAACUUGUUGAUCAUAAACGAAGUCAUAGAGAAAAAAAACCAAUUCGUAGAAGAUCUUAUGUAUGUGACGUUUGUGGUAAGAUUUUUCUCGAAUUUUCUUCAUUAAAAAUACAUAAACUAAUCCACACUGGAGAAAGACCCUUUAAAUGUAAUUUUUGUGUUAAAACAUUUAGGCAAAGCAGUACUUUACGGAAACAUAAAAAAAUUCAUAUUGGUAAAAAGAAACAUGUUUGCGAUACUUGUGGUAAAAAAUUUUUAUUGCGCCAAGAGUUGCUUACUCACAGACGAAUUCAUACUGGUUAUAAACCUUAUUCAUGCUUUAUUUGUGAUAAGAAAUUUGCACAACUUGGAGGUUUAAAAAUUCAUCGAAAAUUGCAUGCUGACGAAAAAUAUCAUUUCUGUAAAGAUUGUGAUGAAAAAUUUAUAGAUCGUCGAGAUUUAUAUGUUCAUAAACUAGUUCAUACUGGAGGAACUAUGGUUGAAUGCGAUCUUUGUGAUAGAAAAUUUUGCCGCAAAGACAGUAUUAACAGACAUAAAGAAAGAAGGCACAAAUUGAAAUAUCAUAACUGUGAAGAUUGUAAUGAAAAAUUUAUAGGUCGCCGAGAUUUAUAUGCUCAUAAACUAGUUGUUCAUACUGGAAGAGUUAUGGUUGAAUGUGAUCUUUGUGAUAGAAAAUUUACGCGCAAAGCUGGUCUAAAAGGACAUAAAGAACGAAGCCACAAAUUGAAAUAAGGAAGUUUGAGUGACACAGGUUCUCUACACGCUUUGGCCAGUUUUAACAUAUAAACAUAUUUCAAUUAGAAUCAAAUUUCGAAUUCGAACAUGAUAAGACCAAUUAUGGAACUUCAUUCACCUGUUUCAAUAGCGAAAUUUAUUUUUACUUAUUCAAGUUCAGAUGAAAAAUUGAUUAUAUUGUCAAUUAGUGAUGUGACGAAUAGUCGCAUAUUUUUUAACACUCGCAUUCGCAAGAACCGAUGCGUUUUUUUUUUGACAAAAA
This is a messenger RNA of Chrysoperla carnea, 2758 nucleotides long. RefSeq names its product zinc finger protein 271-like. Bases 1 to 2493 code for a protein of 830 amino acids. Gene Ontology annotation, biological process: regulation of transcription by RNA polymerase II. NCBI's taxonomy places the organism in Eukaryota, Metazoa, Arthropoda, Insecta, Neuroptera, Chrysopidae. The record is from RefSeq and is a predicted model, not a curated record. Gene Ontology annotation, molecular function: DNA-binding transcription factor activity; RNA polymerase II cis-regulatory region sequence-specific DNA binding. The transcript is spliced from 2 exons.